Molecule: messenger RNA, 1713 nt
Organism: Anolis sagrei ordinatus
Lineage: Eukaryota; Metazoa; Chordata; Lepidosauria; Squamata; Anolidae
Source: RefSeq, a predicted model, not a curated record
UUCUGUGCUUUCUUCUAAUGGGAUUUUCUUCUUUUUCCUCAAAAAAGAAAUCAGUUGGAGAAUGAGAACCUCAGGGAGCCAGCUGCAACAAAGCAAAAGAGGAUGAAAACAAAAAACGGGAUCCAAGUGAAAAAUAUAAAGAGCUCGUCUACAUGUGAGCGGACUGAUCAGUCAGAACCUCUAACCUCAGAAUCAAGUAAAAUGGAGUGUCCUGGCUGUGGGAGAGUUUGCAAAUGCCAUGCACAGUUAAACAUAGAUGCCAGGCUCUCCAAAGGAGAUAAAUCGGGGAAAUCCAUGGAUUGUGGGAAGAGCUUCAGGGGGAGUACACAUCUGUGUUGCCAUCAAAGAGCCCACACAGGGAAGAAGCCAUAUAAGUGCAUGGAAUGUGGGAAAAGCUUCAGUCAGAAUGGACAUCUGCGUUCCCAUCAAAAGACCCACACAGGGGAGAAGCCAUACAAAUGCAUUGAAUGUGGAAAGAGCUUCUGUGACAGUGGAAUUUUGCGUAUACAUCAAAGAAUACACACUGGCGAGAAGCCAUACAAAUGUAUGGAAUGUGGGAAGAGCUUCAGUGACAGUAGGAAUUGUAGAAGGCACGUAAGGACCCACACAGGACAGAAACUCUAUAAAUGCAUGGAAUGUGGAAAGAGCUUCAGCAGGAGUGACCAUUUGAAUUCCCAUCAAAGAUUGCACACAGAGGAGAAGCCAUAUAAGUGCAAGGAAUGUGGAAUGGGCUUCAGUCAAAGUGUAAAGCUUCUUUACCAUCAAAGGAUCCACAUGGGAAACAAACCUUUUCAAUGCAGGGAAUGUGGAAAGAGCUUCACUGAUAGUCGAACAUGUGAUGAACAUCUAAAGAUACACUCAGGAGAGAGACCAUACAAAUGCAUGGAAUGUGGGAGGAACUUCAUUCAGAGGGCACAUCUGCGUUGCCAUCAAAGGACCCAUACAGGGGAGAAGCCAUAUAAGUGCAUGGAAUGUGGGAAAAGUUUCAGUCGGGGUACACAUCUGCGUUCCCAUCAAAGGACCCACACAGGGGAGAAGCCGUACAAAUGCAUGGAAUGUGGAAAGAGCUUCUCAGAAAGUUGCAGCUUGCAAGUACAUCAAAGAUUCCACACAGGAGAGAAGCCAUAUAAAUGCAUUGAAUGUGGAAAGAGCUUUCGUGAGAGUGGGAGUUAUAGAACUCAUGUAAGGACUCACACAGGGGAGAAGCCAUACAAAUGCUUGGAAUGUGGGGAAAGCUUCAGUCAUAAUGCAUCAUAUAAGAGACAUCUAAGGACCCACACAGAAGAAACCACAUAAGUGCAUGGAAUGUGGAAAGGCCUUCAGCAAUAGUAGCUCAUGUAGGAAGCAUUGAACAACUCACAUGGGUGAAACCAUGGUAAUGCAUGAAAUGUGGGACGAAAUUCAGUGGACAUACUUAUUCUGUUGGGAAUAGCAACCUUCUCAAGCCUCUGCUAGCUAUUUGUUAUGUACAUAAUUGCUUACUGUAUUAUAUGUGCAUUGGUUUGCAAUUUUACCUAAUCUCUUUGUUGUGGGAGGGUCUGCAGACCAUGAGACCAGGACUCAGACUCCAUUUUAGUUAGUAGAAGCCAGUAGACCAGUGGUUCUCGACCUUCCAAAUGGUGCAAUCCCUUACUACAGUUCCUCAUGUUGUGGUGACCCCCAACGAUAACAUUAUCUUCAUUGCUACUUCAUAAAUGUAAUUUUGCUUCUGUU